AUGCCUUCAGCUGCUCACUCCUCCUUUAAACUGAAAUGAAAUAUAUCUAAAAUUCGAUUUUCAGGUGAAUUAAUCCCAUUUAAUUGGAUUAUUUUUAUAAUUAAAAUUUUAUAUAAGUCAAAAAAAAAUAAUUUAUAUCUAUAGUUUAACUCAAUUUAAUGAAGGAAGUGCAAAUAGAAUGCUAUUUAAACAGAUUUUGCGCUGAAUCGAUUAAUAUUUUAAAUUAAUUCUUCCAAGUUUGAUUUAAAUUCAAAAAUACAUUCAAUUUAUAAUACGUUUUAAUUUAUUUUCAGAAAAUUUAAAUCCUUUUAAAUGUAAUAGCUUUUUAUUCCAAUUUAAAAUUGGGGGAGUCAAAAGAAAAAGCGAGACCAAGUCGCACUGUCAUUUUUACAAAACUCACAGAACUUGUACGAAUAUCUAAAAAACGAAAAUGUGCACUUAAGAGUCCUAGUUAUAGACUGAAUGAAGCAUUACAGAUCAAAUGAGACCGAAGCCCUUGGGUCAAUUUUAUCCUUUCUCUUGCAGUCCUGUGGCCUCAAUAAAGACACAAUCACAUUAGACGACCUUGAGAAAAACGAGAUGGAAGCCCUCGUUUCCCGUGUCAACGACCUAGCAAAAGAAAACGAAGAAUAUCCCUUAGUCUCUAAAAACAAAGUCCUCAAAAACUUCUACAGUAAUUUUCAAUUUUUUUGGGUCCAUCUUGUAUCAGAAGCAAAUGAUGACCUUUAUGAUGGAUCACUUUUGACCUUUUUAAUCAGCUGAAUGUCAAGUUUAACAUUCAGUAAGCUUAGAUCGCUUCGGCAUACUUCAACUGCUGGAAUUUUAUCAAUGGGCCAAGCUUUGAUUGACGUUUUGGUUAGAGAAGUCCAUGAUGCUGAAAAAGUGAAAACUUUUAUAUCAACUGAGCUGAAUAAAGGAAGCGAUAAAGAGCGUGUAGAAAAGCUAAGAGAGCAAGAAAAAGAAGCUGAUGAAAGGGUGAAAAUUAUUAGUGAGGCCUUGGAUUCGAUUUUUAAAGAUGUGGUUACUUUUAGAUGCAAGGAUGUUAUGAUGGAAAUCAGAGCUCUUUGUAUACAAAGUAUGGGAUACUGGGCUGAUAAAUAUGGAACUCGAUAUCUAAACCAAGGAAUUUUAGAUACUAUGGGAAUGAUGCUCUACGACAAAGCUCCAGAAGUCAGAGAAAAUGUCUUAAAUUUCUUAUCAAAAGCAUGCAUUGAAACAAAUUUAGUCAAAUUAAAAGACUUUAUUGCUAAAAAUAAGCUGAGACUUGUAGAGAUGUGCCAUGAUAUAGAAACAAAAUGCUGCGUGGAAGCUAUAAAAGUAUGCACUCUACUUGUGAAAGCUGAAAAACUUACAAAAGAAGAACAAGAUAUGGUUUCAUUUUUAUUAUGGGCGGAUGCAGAAGAGGUAAGAAAUGCUGUCAGUGAUUUUGUAGGAGCCUCUGCAUUUGGUGGGCAGUUGCCCAAAGACUCUACUUCUACUGGAGGUCUUGGGCUUGAGCAAGGGAGAAAUUUAUCAGCUGAAAAAGCUUUGUUGAGUAUUAUAGCUCAUUACCUUAGCUUAUAUAGAGGCUCACUGCAAUUACCGAAGCCUUGUCUCCUUACCCGCUUCCCCGCUUGCUCGCCAGUUCGCUAAUUCGAGCUUCACGACAUCGAGAAGGUUGGCUCUGCGAGAGGGCCUGCACGUGCUACCCAGUAGUCGGAAGAGUUUUUUCACUAUAUCGCGCGUAAACAUAUAUGCCCACCAUUGAAAAUAGUUGAAUUUUCCGGCCAACAGUCAGGAAAAAUGAAAGAUGAAAAGCUCAGGACGCAACAACUAGUAUCAUGCUGGGAAAUAUUUGAAUUGACGAAGAGAAUUACUUCUGGAACUGCAGGAUACCUUUCCAUUUACUAAUGAGGACAAAACUUAUCACUGUCUUGAACUUUGGAUGGCCAUCUCAGCACUACCGCUGUGCUUUUUCCAAGAAAACCUUGCUGGAUACAGAGAUCUUACGCCAACCUCCCUUCCUCGAGGUCUCCAGCACCCUGAGAGUAUCAGCUACAGGAGUUAAGAGGGUGGGUCGAUCCGCCAAGCUACUUUAAUAUAUGCUGAGUAUUAUAGCAUUCUUUAGAGAUUUCGGAGAAAAGCAAAUGUAUAGGGUUGAUUUACUUGUAAAAGCAUUUUGAAAUAGAACUUGCGUUCUGAGAGAUUGGGAAGCUAUUUGUGAGCUCCUUAGAAGAGGUGACCCAUCAAGACCUGGCACAUCCCCACUUGAAAUACAUGAUAGAGAAAUCCUUAUUAAUAUGCUUAUUUCUGCAUUAAAGCAUCUCCAGCACUGCCCUGAUAAGAAGCAAAGAAAUUCUAUGAUCGCGCUGUCUACAACGAUAAUUUCCCAUCUUCCUUAUUUGUUGAAUUUUUAUAGAAAUGAUCCUAUGGUGACAAAGGAAUUAGUGAAAAUUCCUAACUUCCUUGAGCUAUCGUCGCUUGCUUCUAAAGAUUUGAAAGAGCCUUUUACACUGCUCAUAAAUACUUUAAAGCAGCUUUUAAUGCAAAGUUCUGAUGGAGAAAUCAUAAUGAAAGCUGGACAAUGCUUACUCUGCUCCCAAUUAAAAUUAACUCACUAUGCAAAAAUAUUUAAAAAAAUUUCUUUUCAAAUUUGUUAUGGAAGAUCAUGAGAAAUAGAUACAUUUUAGGCAAGAUUUAUUUUCUGCAUCUUGGAAAAUAUUAAAUAAUUAUUAAUAAUUAUAAAUAUGCAAAGGAGAUUUAGGAAAAUUCGCAAGAGAAGCACAUCCAUUGCAGAAAGAAGCAAGAUCAGAAAUGACAAAGCUAGUUGAUGAUUGCAGUCAGGGAUUGAAAAAAGAAUUUAUCAAUUGGGUAUUGGAUGGAGAAGAAGGAGUUCUAGAGACAUGGCUAUGAAGAACAGAAUCGCUUAUUGCAGUUACUGAUUUACUAGAUGAUUUAGGAAACGACCGCUUUGAAGACUUUUUAACCGUUAUUUCUCAUUACACAACUCUCCUAUAUAAAAUUUUAAAAAAUUAUUUUAAAUAAAAUAAAAAUUUCUACUUGCUUAAAUAAUAAAAAUUAUUAUAAUUUUUUAUAAAAACAAUUUUAAUUUUUUAUAUUUUAGCCUAGCAUGAAGGUAAAUGACAGCCAAAAAAAUGUUCAACUCACCUUGCGUUGCUUACUCCCUCUCUCAUGAACGAGCAAAACUAUUGGAAAAAUCCCAAAAUUUGAGUAAAAAGCCCACCCAUCAUGAGCAAUAAAAAAUUUGAUUAUAAGUGAUAUUAGUAUUAUGAAAUCUCAUGAUAAUUCUGUUUAAUUUUAAUUAUCUUCAUUUUAAAAAAUAUUUUUACAAAUUUAAUUAAUAUUUGCUUUGCAAUUUUUGCGAAUUUGAAUUCCAUAAACAAAAAUUUACUAUAACUUAUAUAUAAAAAAAAUUAACAUUUUUGUUAGGGGGAGUUAGAAAUUGUAUAUUACUGGAAUCUUUGGCAUUUAAACAGGAUCACAAAUCAUCCUGUUGGUAUCGAAGAAUACAAUGCCAAAAGAAAGGAAAUAAUAGAACAUUUUGGAGCUCUGCUAGCUAAACAAGAUGCUGAUCCAGAACUCAGGAAAUACACUUUUAAAUAUUUAUGUGAGACUUUAAUGGUGAUUUCUGGGCAAAAAGCUGCAGAUACUCCUAUACAUUAUGAAGUCAGCAAUGAUUUAUGGGAAACCCUUGAAGAGUACAUGGCACUUGUUCCAUUAGAAAUUGAAACUUCUAUGGUCUCUGUUCCUCCUCGUGCAUUCUUUAAAAGAGGUGCAAAAAUAGAAACAAGCAAGGAAGACGCAGACUCUCACACACAAAUGGUCUGUCUGCACAUAGCAAGACUAAUCUGUAUGUGUCCUACUAUAACUUCAUCACAACUGCCUAGUAGUUUUUUUGCGCAUUAUGGGCAUUCUGCAUUAAGAGCUAUUUCCACCAUAGUAAAGCAUGCAUUAAAUUCAUUUAAAGCCAAAGAAACUUCCCAAGGAACAAAUAAUCAAGAAGGAAUUUUAUUCAAUAUUAUGCUGGAAUCACUGAUAAAAUGCUUAGGAAAUGGUGAUGAAGAUGAUAUCACAAAAAUGAAAGAGCUUGCAAGAAAAUUUGUAAAUGCUUUAGGAGCUGGACCAAUGAGACCAAAGCAAGCUGAUAAAUUUCUUUCAUUUUUGCUAGAUGGGAUUAGUUUUGCUUUCUCUGAUAAAGCAAAUUUCCCUAUAUUAGAUGGGUUAUCAAUUUUUGUCAGUAAAAAUUAUUUAUCACCAUCACAAAUUAGAGAAUUGUACGAAAGGAUUUCAAAAGAUGCAGAAAAAAUAGAAGAAAAAAUAAAAGAACACGAAACUGAUGUAGAAAAUUUAAUGUUUCCUGUAAAACAAUUUUUAUAUACACUCAGUAAAAUUGUAGGAGUUUCGAGGCCACCACCAGUGCAGUCUACAGAUAGAGCUAGAAAAAUGCUUGUAAGGAGAAGAGAUGAAGUUUUAAAUAAAGAUACGGACAAAUCGAAAAGAUGCAUUAAAAAAUCAUCAGUGCCGAAUGAAAAUAAUGAUGAUGAAAUUUAUAUUCCUCCAAAAAUUGAAGAAACUGAAGACUCAUUGAUUGUUUCUACAGAAAACUCUCAAAAGCAUUCAAAUGGAUUUGUGGCUGGGACUGAUGAAGAUGGAGAAGCUGUAUUAGAAAUCGGGAACAAUUUGGAGAAGAAGCAAAAAACUAAGAGAACUCAGCCAAGGAAAAAACCUCAAGAAGAACCUGCAAGAAAUGUGCCUUAUGUUGCUGUAAAGAAAUCAGCAAAACCUCCAUCCCCACCUCAGGCUCCAUCACAGGCUCUUAAAGCUGUCAAAAAAUCGGCAAAACCCCCAUCGCCCACCCAAGAAUUACCAAGAGCAGUAAAAAAAUCAGCAAAGCCUCCAUCUCCUAAUGUUGCCAUGCCUAAAGCUAUAAAAAAGUCUGCAAAUCCUCAAACACCCCCAGAUCAUACUAUUAUUAAUAGUAUAAAUAUAAGCUUAUAUCAUUUAAAUAAAAAAUAGCUAUAUCAAGCAUAGAUUAGAGUAAAGAAUCCCCUAAAAAUAUGGAUUUUGACGGGACUGAUAACAGUGAUACAAAUCAAUACUCGGACUCUUCUGUCAAUAACAAAGCAAUCCAAGAUUCUGAUCAUACUGAAACUGAUAGCUCAGGAGAGGAACAGCCAGAAACUACUAUGGAGGAAUCAGAAGAAAUGCUUACAAUAAAUACAGUUUUUCCUAAAAAAAGAAAAUCAAGAAUAGUGGAUGAAGAUGGAGAAAUUGAGGAUAAAAAUAUUGCAAUAAGAAGCAAGAGACCAGCAAGAAAUUGAUAA
Messenger RNA from Blepharisma stoltei, 5324 nucleotides. Lineage: Eukaryota; Ciliophora; Heterotrichea; Heterotrichida; Blepharismidae. The record is from the annotation of a GenBank genome assembly.